AUGUCGAAGGAAAAGCUAGAGACGGCUGAUGAAGUUUCCUCGGGCCCCGAAUCAGCUGAAUCAGUAGAAAAACACAUGUAUACUCGACCGGCCAAUCCGUUCAGGAUUCCCGAGGACAAAGAAGAAUUUGCACUGCAUGAUCAAAUGCGUGCAUCAUCAAAUAAGGCAAGAUCUCGAUUGCUUGAUGUGAAAUCAGUGCGCGAGAACUUCCGUCAUUUAACACAAGUUUCAACUCAACCAAUUACUGCUGAAGAAAAGGCAUUGGAUCAGUUAAUUCCUCCACCAGACUCAUCAAAGAAUAGAGAAGGACUUAAAGAAUUCAUUUCUCAGAAGCGCGAAAUCUUUCUUGCUCAAUUAGCUAUUGAUACAAAACAAGAAGAAUUACAAAGACUUGAAAAGCUUGAAAAAGAGGAAGAGUCAGCUCUUAAGGCAAAAGCAGCCGAAAUCAAUCUAUUUAAGACACAAUUCGCCAAUUUUAUCGAAUCUGAUGGUAAAGCUACAAUGGACGCUGGAAAAGCUGCCGAAAAGAAGGCAAAAGAAAGACUCGAAGUUUCUAUGAAGAUCAAGCAAGUAUCAGGACAGAUAUCUACUCUCAGAAACGAAAUCGCUCAUCAAGACGAAAAACUUACAGAAUGUCAGCAAUACGAACAAUUCUUAGAAUCUCUUACACCACCAGAAUGGCGAAAAACACAUCCUGGUGAAAUGUACUUCAAAGAUCCCGAUCAACUUAUUAAUAUCAUCGCAUCUCUUGAAGAACAGAACAUGUUCUUAAUACGACAUUGCCAAGAAGCUGAAGAAGCCGUCGAGCGAUACAGAACUAAGUUUAAUGAGUUACUUGAGAGCAGAGAAGGCGGAUUAAAACAAAUGGCAACAAAUAAAGAAGAAAAAGAGAGAGAAUUACAAGUAACUCGCGAAAAGAAUGGUCAGUAUAAGAUUGAUAGCGAAUUUAAGUACGGAAAUGAGCUUGGAGACGAAGAAUAUAAUCAAAUUCAACAAGACAUUAUUAAUUUCCAUAAAAGUCUUGGAUUUGAUGUUUCCAGCUCAAAUGAUAUAGCAAUGAUGCUCAGAAGAAUCGAAAAUCGCAUGGAAGAACUAAUUAUGAGAUUAGAAAAGUUUGAACAGUCAACGGUUAAAUCUUUGGCUCUAGAAAAAGAGAGGGAAAGAAGAGAUUUGAAGAGAACAAAGGAUCAAGAAGAGAAACAGAGAGGACAAGCAGAGAAAGUUAAAAAGGCAAUUGAACUGGCCAAUAAGCCAAUUGAGCGCAAACUCGGAAGACCACUCGUGGAGAGAAUCAUUCCGAAGAAGGGCCAGAGCAGGCAAGAAGAGGAAGAUAAAGCGCGCCAAGAAAAAUUGGAAAAAGAAGCAGACGAACAGCUUCUUUUUGGACAGAUUUGGGAUUGA
This is a messenger RNA of Trichomonas vaginalis G3, 1401 nucleotides long. Its product is annotated as inner dynein arm assembly. The record is from RefSeq and is a predicted model, not a curated record. The transcript has a single exon. Lineage: Eukaryota; Parabasalia; Trichomonadida; Trichomonadidae. The coding region runs from base 1 to 1401 and encodes 466 amino acids.